Tribolium castaneum (red flour beetle) is the source of this 707-nucleotide messenger RNA. RefSeq lists its product as uncharacterized. NCBI's taxonomy places the organism in Eukaryota, Metazoa, Arthropoda, Insecta, Coleoptera, Tenebrionidae. Bases 127 to 594 code for a protein of 155 amino acids. The transcript has 3 exons. The record is from RefSeq and is a predicted model, not a curated record.
AAAAACCACUUGGCCACUAAUACUAGUCAAAAAAUCGAUAAAACCGACGGGAAGUCAAACAUUUCCUACUUUACCGACCAGGUGUGCAGAACAAUUGCGCAUCGAGUGAAAAUUUCAAGCGCCAAAAUGGGAAACGAUAUAAAACUUCCAGCAGUUCAGCGAAAAGACCUCCAAACGAGCCAAAAAUCCGUGCUCAAAGAGUCAAAAGAGCACUUGCUUGACGAGAUCGAGAAAAUUUCACAACGGGUGGCUGCAAUCACCCAACAAAUUGACCAAAUUGAGCACAACUUGAAAGAAAUCAAUCGAAAUAUCGACUAUUAUAAAUCAAUAAUCACGGAGAUGUCAAACGCUUUACACCAACUUGAAAUAGAAGAAAUCAAUGCGAAUCUCUCACGUGAGAAUUACAUUGAAAGAGGAAAACGUUAUUUAGAGCUUUAUGAUGUGGAUGAAGGUGACUUGGGACUUGACCAGUUGGAUGAAUACACUUCUGCCAACAUAACAGAGUUGCAAAAACAAGUCGAGAUAUUAAACGAUGAAGUCGCUAAAAAUGAGGAAAACAUUGCCAAAAAGACGGAACACUUGUCCUUGGACUAGGUUUAAUCUUUUUAUUAAUAAGUAACAAAAACAGUAUUAAUUACAAUGUAAACUUGGUUGAGUUAAUUUGAUUCAACUGUCGUUCAAGCAAAUCGGAUUUUUCUUUCACACUA